UCAGCUGACCGAAACUCACGCGGUUCCUCCUCACGUGACUCGGCGCUUCUCCGGCCGCAGCUAAACAUGGCGGUGGCCGUUUCCUUGCUGCUCUCCCUCUGCGUUUGGCCGUUUCUUACACGGCCAGCUUCUGCUUUUAUCGGCCGAGGCGACACGUACCAUCGGAAGGUGUCCCUGGAGUUGAACCCAGGUUUAAACUCUUCGCAUACUGCUCCUCUGGGUGUUAUUAAUCUGCUGCAUGUGAGGGCAACAGGGAACAACGACACCCUGCAUUUUAUCUUCUGCAGCCAGGGGGCGCCCGCAGUGCUGUUGGUCCACACCGACUCGUCCUCUUCCUCUUUGAAGGUGGACUGGCCUAAAUUUCUUUCAGGCAACCUCUCUGGCAGCCUGAAGAUAGAACCAGAACAUACUGUUCACUAUAGCAGUGCGCUGGUCUUCACUAGACUGUGGGAGUAUGAUGAUGGCAACGACACAGCGGACCCCACACAUUUGCCCCCCUCCAGUUUCUUUCCACCCUACGAGCUCCAGAACUUUACCUGGGUGGACCUCAACGGGACCCUCAACUAUACAACCCACACCGCCCAGCUCUGUGGAAAAGGUCCCACGGAAAGUUUCCACAAUGGCUCCUUCUGUCUGGGGUUCUCUGCCUUUGAGUCGGAGGGGCGUGACCCGGCCUGGCCUUGCCUGCUUCACAACGCUAAUGCCUCUCAGGUGCGGUUUUGGCUGAAGGGAGUAACGGGGAGGUCCAAUUUCUCACGCUUUGUUCUGGAGCUCCAGCACGUUGAUAGCAAGGAACUGUCGAGCCAAGUUGAGACACUGAGGUCCAUCGAUGAUGAGUACACGCCCUCCAUUUUCCAAGUGUCGCAGUGGGUGUCUCGUCCCCUCAACUCGACUUCACCCAUUCUCGGAUAUGUCCAGUGGAAACCGGUAGCUUACCGUACAGAAACUCCCGUGCUUAAUGAUGCCACUCCUUGUCGGCACUCGCAGCUCAUGCCCACGGACCAGCUGCCCGCCUCUGACCUCAUCCUGGCAUAUUUUGGCGAUGGUUACAAUGCCCACAGGCUUAACGUGACCUUCAGCAUUGCUGGAGACCCUUUCUACAAUGCCACUAACUACCUCAGCUGGACCGUCUUGGUGGGUCUGGGCUCACCUCCCAUUGAGUCCUUCUCAGCCCUGGUUAUAGGCAUCAUGGCUCUGGGGCUGGGCAUUCCCCUGGUCCUCAUCCUCUUGGGUGGGGUGUUCGUGUGCGUCCGCAAGCAGCGCCCUGUCCCGCAGGGCUAUGAGCCAAUCAACUAACAGCCAGGCCGCGUGACUUUGUGGAGGCCUGCGUCCCCUUGGGCGCCCUCGUUCAGGUCUGAGGACCAGCUUAUCUGACCACUGUACCUUCCAACAAUAGACAAGAGUCAUGGGUCCACGGCUGCACCCUGAUUUACACUCUUUCGUCAUCUUUUUCACUUAACACUGCCAGUUAGUGCACUUUAGAUAUCCGCUAAGAGGUAUCCGUUAAAAAUGAUUUUCAAGAGCACAGUAUGUGAAAAGCCUGAAAAGGUCAUAGACCUGUUUGAGUUCAGUAAAUGGCAACUAACUAGUGGGCUUUGUUGCAGUUUAAAAAUUCUAGAUUGCUUAGGAUGGUAUCAUGUUAGUUUGCUGGUCUCCAGGUAAGCCAGCAAUACGAGGGAUCUUAAGAGUUUUUGAGUUUGUUGCUCAGACAGAAGGAUAAAGUUUGCACAGGAAAUGUCAGAUUUCAAAUGGACUUUUGCUAAUCUGUUUUAAAGGUUUUGAAUAUAGGUUAUAAAGGAGUGAACUGUUUCAUUUCCAAUGGAAUAUUAAUAAACAAAUGUAUUUUUGCUCUGAGCUGGUGCUUAUUCUUGUACAUUAGCAUGUUGUUCAUUUUGAUCUUGGUAAAUCUUACUUUAAUGUACUAAAUAUUGCUGUUGCAGAAUGAAACGUUGCUUAGAGUUUUGGAGAAGCCCCCUGUCACCCCCCCCCCCCCCCAGCACCAUCAAGACUCUCUGUAGCUUCUGCCUAGUCACAUAUAUGGUGGUGGGAGAUGUAACAAACGUUCUUUUUGAAAAUUGUUCUAUCAAUUAUGUUGUUAAUGUUAAAUAUUGGUCAAUGAUCACCCUCUUAGUCAAUCAAAAUUCAAUAAUUGCUCGCUGAAAUUAAUCAAAUAAUGCAAGUUUACUCUGGUUUAAUUUUCACGAAAAAGGCACAUUGGCCUUUUAAAAUCCAUUUCUAUCUGAAAAAAAAUUAAAACGAAGCCAGUGAUAUUUUGAGGUUAAUGUGAUUUUAAACUUGAUCUUUACUGAAUUAAUCAAACCGCUAAGGCCUGCAAAGAAUUAACUGUCUUACCUUUUCAAAAAUGUUCUAAAAAAAGCUUUUUGGUUUUUUUCCAGCAGUCCCUGGACAUAAUGCUGCUUGUAAUUAUCUGUAUAUAUUCUCAUCCUUUCCUAUUAAACUUUCCUUCAUUUUCUUGAGA
Brienomyrus brachyistius is the source of this 2479-nucleotide messenger RNA. Its product is annotated as glycosylated lysosomal membrane protein. Gene Ontology annotation, cellular component: lysosome. NCBI's taxonomy places the organism in Eukaryota, Metazoa, Chordata, Actinopteri, Osteoglossiformes, Mormyridae. The record is from RefSeq and is a predicted model, not a curated record. Bases 67 to 1296 code for a protein of 409 amino acids. The transcript has 6 exons.